AUGGCCGACACCUUGCAAACAAACGGUAAAGCGACUGCUCUCGCUAUAGGAACCAAUCGGAUGUCGGUACGUUCCACUCGUAAAAAGAAGACUACGAUGCUGUCGCCGAAGAAAUUCUGUGAUUUUGUUAUCGGAAAAACUCCCGGAAAAUCUUUCGAGGCGGGAGUAGCCGAAUUGUACAAAGAGUACUAUUUGGAGUCGCCGACGUUUAUCAACUAUUUCCGAGCCCCAAAAGAGAAGAACGCUUCGGAAAGUGUCUGGUUGUAUGAUCAAACUCGUGUCAUCGUUCCUGAUCUCGAGUAUUAUCAUGCAUCGUGGGUUGAAGGUUUGAGACCAAACCAGUACAUUCUUGCUCAAGCACCUCGUGACGCAGCCGCCGCCAAGGAUUUCUUCAAAAUGGUGGAUCAUGUGAAAGCGGAAGCGAUUAUCAUUGCCGAAUCUUCUGAUGAAUUUUCGAGUCAAAUCGCACCAAAGUUCGAAAAAUUGGCUACGAAGAAGGGAGAGAAGGGAACUGAUGAUUUAGCCACUGCAGAUAUCAAGGAUCAUGGAAAAAAUCUGAAAGCGGUCAAGUUCAAUCGUGCUGAUCAAAUGACUCCGGCGGAAUUGGUGGAGAUGGUGGAGAGAACACGCAAGUAUUUGGGAAGCCCGUUGAAGGGACCAACUGUUAUCAUCUGCAGAGAUGGGGCUACCAGUUUCACUCGAUGCAACACAUUUGACACAUUCGAAGCUUACGACUUUGCGAUCAACUCGCUAGUCGAAUUGUGCAUCAAGCAUAAGAAGAAAUAG
Messenger RNA from Caenorhabditis remanei, 786 nucleotides. RefSeq lists its product as uncharacterized. Gene Ontology annotation, molecular function: protein tyrosine phosphatase activity. Lineage: Eukaryota; Metazoa; Nematoda; Chromadorea; Rhabditida; Rhabditidae. The record is from RefSeq and is a predicted model, not a curated record. The transcript is spliced from 5 exons. The coding region runs from base 1 to 786 and encodes 261 amino acids. Gene Ontology annotation, biological process: protein dephosphorylation.